Mobula hypostoma (lesser devil ray) is the source of this 2482-nucleotide messenger RNA. Its product is annotated as acidic mammalian chitinase-like. Bases 574 to 2223 code for a protein of 549 amino acids. Gene Ontology annotation, biological process: carbohydrate metabolic process; chitin catabolic process. Lineage: Eukaryota; Metazoa; Chordata; Chondrichthyes; Myliobatiformes; Myliobatidae. The record is from RefSeq and is a predicted model, not a curated record. Gene Ontology annotation, molecular function: chitin binding; chitinase activity. Gene Ontology annotation, cellular component: extracellular region. The transcript has 11 exons.
CACAAACACACACACACGGUGCUGGAGAAAUUCAACAAAUGGAAGCAGCGUCUAUAGAGGGGAAUAAACAGUCGAUUUUUUGGACUGAGAAAGGCUAUUUAUUCCCCUCCACUGAUGCUGCCUGACUUGCUGCGUUCCUCCAGCAUUGUGCGGAUGUUGCACAUCAAAAUGCAACGGGUCUAGACAGAUACCAGGAGCAGAUUCCCGAUAGCUGGAAAGCCCACAGCAAGGAAUGACAGCCCUUGAGCACAAGGUGUGACAAUAAGAUUAAGGGAAAAUUAAACUCAAGUCAGGUGAGGGAGCCUUUUGGAAGAUUUUGCCCUCAUGUUGACUCCGAGGGUUUAUCUAGUUUCUUUAACCUUUAAACACUGCCUGUGCUUCCAAAUGCAUUUGCCUUGUUCUCUUUCAUUGCCUGGUUGAUCAUUUAUAGGAACUUUGACUUCAUUGCUUCCUCUGCUCAGUUGUUGUUACAGGAGACCCAUAAACAAGUCUCAUGCUGACCAGCAAACAGUGCUGACCAAUAUCAUAUUAACAAACUUUCAAAAGCAUUGUUCCCUGAACAAGAGGAGCAAGAUGGCAAAGGUCACAUUCUGUGCUGUGGGAUUGGUCCUGCUGUUACAAGUAUGCAAAGUUUUAGGCAAGGACUAUAAGAUAGUUUGUUACUACCCAAGCUGGGCCAAUAAUCGAGGCAACUGUGGGUUCUCACCAGAAGACAUUAACCCCAAGUUAUGCACACACCUUACCUACGCAUAUGCUGUUGUUGACAAGAACCAUCAACUAGUUCCUGGUGAAAAGGAGGAUGAAAAUCUUUAUGAGUCAUUUAAUAACCUUAAAAAACGAAACUCAAAUUUACAAACACUUCUGUCUGUGGGUGGCUGGAACUUCGGAACUGAAAUGUUCACUAUCAUGGCUGCCAGUAAAGAAACACGACAAAUCUUCAUUAAGUCUGCAAUUAAGCUUCUAAGAGAAAAAGGGUUUGAUGGUUUGGAUCUGCACUGGGAGUACCCAGGGUUUAACAGAAGCCCGCCCGAAGACAAACAACGAUUCUCUUUCUUGGUUCAGGAACUCCUGGAAGAGUUUCAGAAAGAAUCCAAUGAGACCAGCAAACCCCGAUUGUUACUAUCAGUUGUCGGAGCAUCUGGAAUAAGAAACAUUCAAGCCGGAUAUGAAAUAGAAAAGAUUUCAGAACACGCAGAUUUUAUCGGUGUGAUGACCUACGAGUUCCACGGCCCAUGGGAUUUCAAAACUGGACCCAAUAGUCCACUGUACAAGAGCUCUCAAGACAAAAAUGAUGACAGAUACUUUAAUGUGGAGUUUGCAGUGAACUACUGGAAAGAGCAGGGCGCUCCUGCAGAGAAGCUGUUGGUUGGAUUCCCGACGUAUGGACGUACAUUUACCCUCUGUUCCACCGACACCAGACCAGGCGCCUUGGCUUGUGGUCCUGGGUCACCAGGGAACUGCACCAGAUCAGAAGGAACUUUAGCAUACUUCGAGGUCUGCAGCUUUUUGAAAGGCGCCACCAAGGUCUGGCUUGAUGAACAGGAAGUUCCAUACGCAUACGGUGGUGAUGAGUGGGUUUCUUACGACAGCUUGAGGAGCUACGAGAAGAAAGUAGAAUGGUUGAAAAAUAAUAGCUUUGGAGGUGCGAUGGUUUGGACAAUCGAUCUGGAUGAUUACGAAGCCACACCACUGCCCACCUCCACACCACCAGAUUCACAGUCCACGUGCCCUAACCUAGAAUUUUGCGAAGGCAAAGAGAACGGUGACUAUGAAGUUGAGUGUGCGCCAGAGAGCUUCUAUCGGUGUACUGACAGUGACACACAGGUUAAGAACUGCCCCAGAGGAACUUCCUACAGCAGCAUUGGUGGCAAGUGUGUCUGGCCACCCAGGCUGUUUCCCGCAAUUCAUUUGGCAGCCAGCAGCUUUUGCGAGGGCAAACCUAAUGGUUCUUACGCAAUCCCUGUCCCCAUCUACUACAAAUGCAAGGCGGAACAAACACAAAUAAAGCACUGUUCCUCCAAUUUGCUCUAUGAUGCAGUCAGAAGAAAAUGCGUGAGUGCGAAUAUAUUCAGUGACUAUGAUGUGGAGUUCUGCAGUAACAGUGAAGAUGGUACCUAUCCUAUUCCUGGCAGACCUAGCAAAUACUACCACUGUUCCAAAAAGAAUACCAACAUCGGGAAUUGCCCUAAGGGAAGUGUCUACAAUGACCUCUGUAAAUGCUAACUCUACGUUUAUGUAGAAACAGCAAUAAAAAUCAAUUUAACAAACUGGGUGGCAAUAACAUUGUGCACGAACACAAAACAGAAUGGGUCUUGUGAUAUUUAGACAUACAGGUAGGGUCGCCGUUUCACACCUCCAGAGACCCAGGUUCGUUACUGAUCACUGGUGCUGUCUGUGUGUAGAGUUUGCACGUCCUUUCUGUCAUCGCACGUCUGGAUCUUCAAAAUCAGAAUUAUCAUCACCAACUGUGCAGAUUUUAAAA